AUUUGGGGCAUCUGUGUGUGAUAUGGGACUGGGAAGGAAGGAGAUGGAACAGUAAUCAGUUUUCUGGUUACAUGUUUGCUUCUUUCUUUGCUUUCAUGUCACAACCUCUUGUCAGCUGCUAUAUGUUGUUCAUUUGGUAUUGCUUAAAGCCAUGUUUGGCUUAUACCAGUUGAAAAUCUAGUCCAUAAUUCCUAAGGAUCAAGCCUUAUUCACCAGUACAGAGGUUGUAUUUCUUGUCAGGUCACUUCACGUGUGUGGAGCCUUAUACAAAACCACAACACACAGAUCUCCAUGCCUUUCCAUUUGUGUAUGCUGGAAUGUGCUUGAUUUGUCAUAUGGCCAUGUGGCAUUUACAGACUGAAGCAUGAUGUACAGCAUCCUUUGCAACUGAGACCCGGGCUCCCUUGGUGAUCUCUGGAAGAUCUAAAACUCUUGAGAAAAUCAGCCUUUGGAGUUGCUAAUGAAAGAGAGCACCCUGCAGAAUAGUUUAGUUUAGACCUAAGAGGAUUUUAAAAUACCAACAUUUUCCUUUCCUGGACCAAACCCAAAUCCUUGGCACCAAUGGAUCUUCAUGCCAGCAGGACUCCGCUCCUGCAUGUGUGUGUUGAAGGCCAUUAGGCAUGCACUGCUCUGCCAGUGCUGGGUACACCAGUUCUACUUUGCAAUGCAAAUGUGAGACAUGGUGAAUGUGAAUGGAUCUGUUUGUGUGCUUGCAGAGAUUUUGCAGAAAAUUAGAUUUAUAUGCCUAAUGCAUUUGAUGUAUCAUAGAAGCCUAAAAGUGUGCCAAUCUUCAGUUCUGUUGGAAAAAGCAGGCAGGUGUGUGGCAUAAAGGAGACACCACAGUCAAAGGACACAAGAAAUGGCUGAGCUGGAAAGCAGCCCCAAGACAUGCUAACCCUCAACUUGCAACAUCAGAGCCUGCUCCAGGACCUGCAGCUUGUUGUUCCACAGAUGUUUGCCCUGCUCCCCUCUGCUUCAGUCUCUUCACUAAAGUUUGACUGCUGAGAAACUCUGACAAGGGAUGGGAAAUGAGUCCAACACCUCAGUGUUCAUCUCCACCUUAUCAGAGAGAGAAGACCUGAUUUUUGGCACGCUCUAUUUGGUCUUUGGCAUCGUGUCCCUCUCUGGGAACUCGCUGCUCCUGCUGGUGGCCUAUCGGAAAAGGUCCAUGCUGAAGCCUGCUGAGUUCUUCAUAGUCAACCUGGCCAUCAGUGACCUGAGCAUGACGGUGACGCUCUUCCCCUUGGCCACCUCAUCCUUCUUUGCACACAGGUGGCUGUUCAACCAGGCGGUCUGCACCCUCUAUGCCUUCUGCGGGGUCCUGUUCGGGCUGUGCAGCCUCAGCAGCCUGACGGUGCUCAGCACGGUUUGCUGCCUGAAGGUCUGUUACCCAGCAUAUGGCAACAAGUUCUCUCCCUGCCACGCCGGAGUGCUGCUGCUGUGCAUCUGGGCAUAUGCCCUCAUGUUUGCCACAGCCCCCUUGGCCGAGUGGGGCAGCUAUGGCCCCGAGCCCUAUGGGACAGCCUGCUGCAUCAUGUGGAAAGCCUCGAGCAGGGAGGCCACGCUCUACAUCCUCGCCCUCUUCAUCUUCUGCUACCUUCUCCCCUGCCUCCUCAUCCUCGUCUCCUACUCGCUGAUCCUCUGGAGGGUGCGGGUGUCCCGGAGAGCCGUGCGGCAGCACACAUCCCCCCAGCGCAGAGCCCACAGCGUGCACAGCCUGGUCGUGAAGCUGAGCGUUGCCGUGUGCCUGGGGUUCCUGGCUGCCUGGACCCCUUACGCUGUCGUUGCCCUGUGGGCAGUGCUGGGUGACGCCAGCCAAGUGCCAGCGCUUGCCUUCGUGCUGUCAGCCGUCUUUGCCAAGUCCUCGACGCUCUACAACCCCCUGGUGUACCUGCUCUUCAAGCCCAACUUCCACAAGUUCCUCUCCAAGGAUGUGGUGCUCUUCCAGGCCAUGCGUACCCUGCUCUGCUGCUGCUGCCCCAGCGCUGCGCUCCAGCCCUUCCCAUCCCCAGGCUUUGGGGGCCACCCUGGGGCUUGCAGGAACUGCAACGACACCUUUGAGUGCUUCAGUAACUACCCCAAGUGCCACAAGCCCGCGCAGGCGCCCGGCUCCUCGCCCCGCUGCGCUCCCCUGGCCAUGCUGGCUGAUGGGGCUGCGUGCCAGCCACGGCUGAAGAGGACGGUGCAGGUGAUGGUGCUUGUCACACGGAGAAGGUCGGGCCUGAGCGCUGUGAACGUGGUGGGAGAAGCUCUGCCAUCGGAUAUCAUGAAAGACCUUCUCUGAGCCUGGCCAUGCCCCACUGUGUCCCGCCAGCGCGCUGGAAGACAAACCUAAACCCGAUGUUUCUCUCUCCUACGUACCCAAUGGGCCCCCAUCAUGUUCUGCAGAUGAAGUGACAUCUAAGACCACCCUUGCCUCCUGCUCUGGUCUGGCUCUUGCAACCCUGAGCCUAACCUUUGCACUUACAAAAACCAAACAAAAUACCAGACUCCCAGUGCCUGAAGCCUGCCCAGGGUGCAAGUCCAGGGAGCAAUUUCUCCUGUGACUUGCUCUCUGGGCCCUUGGCCUUUGUUUCUCCCUCCUGGUGCUCUGAUGACCAAGUAGGAACUUGGUUGUCUUAAGAAACUGUGCCUGGCGGGGAGGGCCUGAGAGGUGUCCUACCUCCAGCGCCAGGUCCUGCAGCCCCUGCUGACCAUGUCCUUUCCCAAUGGGGAGCAGGACUGCACUGCUCAGCUACCUCACUCGGGAUUAUGAAGCAUCUUGAUAUACCUCUCUAGAGAUUACUCUGUGCAGGCUGCCUAACCCCACUCCCUCAAUUUGAAUGCAAAUCAACCACCAUCCUAUAGAUUGAAAUGGGAGCUUGUCUUUAGAGUAAGGUUUGGGGUUGAAAUAAUCCUGGUGUGAGUAAUAGCAGUCCCAGGUCAUGUAAUUCCCAGGGAAUUGCAGAUCUGUGGACAAGCACCAUCCUGGAGACGGGGCAGUGGCUGGAGGGUGUCCCCCAGUGGUUGGGAUGAGGAUGGGGCAGCUCCUGCCAUCUGCACUGCUGUGCAGGGAGCAGCUGCCUUCAGAGCAGCAUCCCAUGGGAUCAUAGUCAGCAUCCGGCGAUCAGGGUGGGCAGCGCACCCAUGGGAAGAGUCUGGGAUGAAAAGGACCAAGAAGCGAAGCCAUCAACCGAAACAUCCCCACACUGUGGCAGGCUUGCAGGAGCCUCUCUCCAGUAACGCGCUGGCAGCCCUGCAGCAAAGCUCACUUGGGGCUGAGCUUGGGGGCUCCCCAUCACACCCCCAGCUCCAAGCUGCCCAUGUGCCCUGCCCUGGGCACGGCAGGAGCUGAUUUUGCUUUGCAGGGGCUGAACAGCACAGCUGGGGUGCUGAGAGAGGCUGGUUAUGCCCCAACAAAUGCAUUCAAGGUGAUGAGAAGAGUCAGCAGCAGAGGUGGGAAGCGUGCUGCCCACCAGCACCCAGGCAGUUACUCGCGGGAGCGCUUUACAUUGUCUCUGGUUUAAGGACAGGCCCUUGGGUGACAUGGUCUAGUGUGAUGUGUCCUUGCCUGUGGCAGGACGUUGGAACUGGGUCAUCUUAAGUUCCUUUCCAACCAGAACCAUUCUGUGAUUCUGAAGAGCAAAACAGCAAAACCCAUCGCCAGGGCUGCAGCAUCAAAUGUGCUAAACGGGAAUAGUGACCCAUUGUCCACAUGGAGAGCUGGGAAGCAGCCACUGCCCCGAUGCCAUCAGGGGCUGUGCUCUGCCUGCCCGCUCUGCCUGUCCGCUGACCCUGAGCUCUCCCUCCUCCCUCCAGACACCAAUAGUGCUAUUUUUAGCCAUUGCUCCAGAACCAGGAUCUAUCACUGCCUUUUCUUAGCACAGACACAGCAGCCUCCUCUCUUCCAAGGACUCACAGCACGUCACAGAAGACCCACUAGCUGCAGGGUGUGCAGAAACACAGAAGGGAGGGGAUGCUCUGGGUGGGCAACGGCAGAUUCAUUUAAACUACAAACUUAAACCUAAGCAUGAAGAAUACGGAGGGUUUUGGGUUUCGAUGUUAUGGCCCAAUUCCAGCGUAGGUGGCAAUGGAGCCAGUGUGAGCUCUGCGGUGGGGAAGGCGGUUACUGCCUGCAGCAGCACCCAGCGAAGGGUGCUGGGUCCUGCCCUUGCUUCCCCUGUGUGUGCCAUCAUCACCAGCUGCUGCUGCACAGCUCUCAUUAGCACACAGCAGUCACGCACUUGCUUCCGUCCCUUGGUCAUUUCCACUGAGCCACUUUAACUGGCAGUUUCCCUGUGACGAGAGGGUCGUGGUACCUUUGGGGUGCUCCUGCAUUGUCUCGAGGUGGUUUUGUCUAUGUGUGAUACCUGCAGGUGGUCGGGGCAGGGUUUAUGCCCAAGAACCAAGUAGUAACUGAAGGGCCAUGCAGGGAGCGAUGCUUCUGCCUUUGCUCCCUAUUCCUGCUAUGCAAGAACCCGCACCCAGCCCCAAGAUGGGCAGUAUCUGCAAAACACUGCACAGAAAGAUAUUAAUAUCAGGAGGGAGGACAGGGUUCUCAGUGAGGGUGCAGGUCACUGCCCUUCCCACCCGCAGGUGGGGGUGCCCCAUCCCAGGCACUCCAGCACAUGAGGGAAUCACUCAGAAUCACUGCUCACUGGUCAUCGCAUUCCAGAUAUUGUACAUUUUAAAGUAAACUCACUCGUGCAAGACUG
This is a messenger RNA of Strigops habroptila (Kakapo), 4694 nucleotides long. RefSeq names its product opsin-5-like. Gene Ontology annotation, molecular function: G protein-coupled receptor activity. The coding region runs from base 1022 to 2284 and encodes 420 amino acids. The record is from RefSeq and is a predicted model, not a curated record. The transcript is spliced from 7 exons. Lineage: Eukaryota; Metazoa; Chordata; Aves; Psittaciformes; Psittacidae. Gene Ontology annotation, cellular component: membrane. Gene Ontology annotation, biological process: G protein-coupled receptor signaling pathway.